UGCUCUUACGUCGACAUACUCCUUUGACCUCUUCACCAAAAAACAAAAACUCCAUUGACCUGGGCCGAUAUUUACGACGGAAGGACCCAAAUUGUGGUGCCUAGAUCACCACGUGCUCACCUUCGUCCUCUUCCGAUCGGAUUAGAUGAACUUCUGCAACAACAGCGACAACGCGUCCACGGUCUAUUUAACCAGUAAAGCCCCCAUUACACAAAACAGAAAACACCAUUCCCAUAAUUCCGAGCCACCUUUCCAGUUCAAACUUUGAUAGAGGAAGUGGAAGCCAUGGCCACCCAACAACCCAUCUCAAAGAAGACGGCUUGCGUCGUCGGCGGCACCGGGUUCGUGGCGUCUCUGCUGGUCAAGCUGCUGCUCCAGAAGGGCUACGCCGUCAGAACCACCGUCAGAGACCCAGACAAUCAGAAGAAGGUCUCCCACGUCACAGCACUACAAGAGUUGGGUGAGCUAGAGAUUUUAGCAGGAGAUCUGACUGAUGAAGGGAGCUUCGACGCUCCGAUAGCAGGUUGUGAUCUUGUUUUCCAUGUUGCAACCCCUGUCAACUUUGCCUCAGAGGACCCGGAGAACGACAUGAUCAAACCGGCGAUCCAAGGGGUACUAAACGUUCUGAAAUCGUGUGUGAAAGCCCAAACAGUUAAGCGUGUUGUUUUGACAUCAUCAGUUGCUACAGUUUCGAUCAAUACACUUGAGGGAACAGGUUUGGUCAUGGACGAAAAGGAUUGGAGUGAUUUGGAGUUCUUGACUACUGUAAAGCCACCCACUUGGGGGUACCUUGCCUCCAAGACACAAGCUGAGAAGACAGCUUGGAAAUUCGCCGAAGAGAACAACAUUGAUCUCAUCACUGUGAUCCCUUCUCUUAUGGCCGGUCCUUCUCUCACUCCAGACGUCCCUCACAGUAACAUCCUUGCCAUGUCCUUAAUCACAGGAAAUGAUUUCCUCAUAAAUAUGGCCUUGAAAGGUGUGCAAAUGCUAUCAGGUUCAAUACCCAUUUCACAUGUGGAGGAUGUCUGCCGGGCGCAUAUAUUUUUAGCUGAGAAGGAGUCUGCUUCUGGUCGGUACAUUUGCUGUGCUGCCAACACCAGCGUUCCUGAGCUUGCUCAGUUCCUCAACAAAAGAUACCCCCAGUACAAAGUCCCCACUGAGUUUGGAGAUUUUCCGUCCAAGGCCAAAUUGAUCAUCUCUUCGGAGAAGCUUAUCAAGGAGGGGUUCGUUUUUAAGUAUGGCAUCGAAGAAAUAUAUGACCAAACUGUGGAGUACUUCAAGGCCAAGGGGUUGCUGCAUAACUAGAAAAACUGAGUCUCACUGGCUCAUGAUCCUCCUGUUAUAUGGAUCACAACAUGUGUCUAAUCGGCAUGUAUCUAGCUAGCUAUCUAUCUAUCUAUCGUCUGGCUUACCAUAUGUUUUUUGUUAUCUUGUUAAAAAGCAUCUUAAUUUUCUGAGUUCGGUAAAUGGUAAUAAAAUCGAGCAGCGACAACAAAGUAACUGCGGCUUCUUGUUGCUUUCUGAUGAGAA
This is a messenger RNA of Pyrus x bretschneideri (Chinese white pear), 1530 nucleotides long. RefSeq names its product anthocyanidin reductase ((2S)-flavan-3-ol-forming). The transcript has 6 exons. Bases 286 to 1305 code for a protein of 339 amino acids. The record is from RefSeq and is a predicted model, not a curated record. NCBI's taxonomy places the organism in Eukaryota, Viridiplantae, Streptophyta, Magnoliopsida, Rosales, Rosaceae. Gene Ontology annotation, molecular function: anthocyanidin reductase activity; oxidoreductase activity, acting on the CH-OH group of donors, NAD or NADP as acceptor.